AUGCCUUUUGGAUUGACGAAUGCCCCAUCAACAUUUAUGGAUUUGAUGAAUCGAAUCUUUAGGCAGUACUUGGAUAGUUUCGUGGUAGUAUUCAUAUAUGAUAUAUUGGUCUACUAUCGAAGUAACAAGGAGCACAAAGAACACUUAAGGAUAGUAUUGGAGACUUUGCAAAAGCAUGGGCUUUACGCCAAGCUUAGCAAGUGCCAGUUUUGGCUCCGAAAAGUCAAAUUUUUGGGUUACGUCAUUUCUAGUGAAGGAGUUGCAGUAGAUCCAACUAAGAUAGAGGUUGUGGUAGAAUGGCAAAGACCAACCAAUGUCCAUGAGAUACAUAGUUUCCUUGGUUUAGCAAGUUACUGCCGAAGGUUCAUUGAAGGAUUUUCCAAACUCUAUAAUCCAAUAACGACAUUGACUAGGAAGAAUACCAAGUAUGUUUGGAGCAAGGAGUGUGAAAGAAGUUUUCAAGAAUUAAAAAGGAGGUUAACCACAACACCGGUAUUGGCUUUGCCUGAAUCACUCAAGCCUUACGUGGUAUUCAAUGAUGCCUCUAAGAUGGGAUUAAGAUGUGUCCUAAUGCAGGAAGGACGAGUAGUCGCUUAUACUUCGCAACAACUUAAGAAUCACAAGUAG
This is a messenger RNA of Juglans microcarpa x Juglans regia, 627 nucleotides long. RefSeq lists its product as uncharacterized. The record is from RefSeq and is a predicted model, not a curated record. The coding region runs from base 1 to 627 and encodes 208 amino acids. The transcript has a single exon. Lineage: Eukaryota; Viridiplantae; Streptophyta; Magnoliopsida; Fagales; Juglandaceae.